AUGUUGUCAUCGCAACGAACUUCUUUUCAUUUUCAACCUGAAAAGAAUUGGAUGAAUGAUUCUAACGGGCCAUUGUAUUACAAGGGCUGGUACCACUUUUUCUACCAGUACAAUCCAAAUGUUGCAGCGUGGAAUGACAUAGUUUUGGGCCAUGCCGUAUCAAUCCACUUUGAUCCAUUAAUGGGUGCUGAUGAAUGGUUUGAUAUGAAUGGUGCAUGGACUGGCUCGGCAACAAUUCUUCCUGAUGCUGACCACAACGAUCCUCUCCUUCUUAACUGGUUCAAAUACUCUGGCAAUCCAAUUGUAGUCCCACCACCUAGCAUAGUCUAUGAUACUGAAGACUUCAUUAACUUUAAGUUGUUAAGUGGGGUGCUUUAUGGUGUCCCUAGAACUGGCAUCCUCGAUGAUGGAAGGCAUGAUUACUACGCCCUUGGGACAUACGAUGACAAGAAUGGAAAAUGGUAUCCACAUAAUCUAGAGAUUGAUGCUGGUAUGAGAAAUAGGUACGAUUAUGGAAUGUUCUAUGCCCCCAAGACCUUUUAUGAUCAGGAUAAAGGAAGAAGAUGGUUGUGGGGUUGGGUUGGGGAGUCUGAUACUGAAACUAAUGAUGGGCAGUUGUGCCGCUUGAACUCGAUGGAGCCAGCAGCUAGACAUCGUUGUUGGGUUUUAGUAACAAAAAGGCUUUUGAGAAUAGAGAACACAGCUAAAUCCAAUGUUGACUACAACUGCAGCACCAGUGGUGGGGCUGCUCAACGCGGUGCCUUAGGACCAUUUGGUCUUCUGGUUCUUGCAGAUGACAGCUUAGCGGAGCACACUCCUGAAUACUUCUAUGUUGCUAAAGUAAUUAAUGGCACCCUCAAAACUUUCUUCUGCAUUGACCAAUCAAGUUCAUCUGUCGCAAACGACAUUAAGAAAGAAAUUUAUGGAAGCUACGUUCCUGUAUUAGAGGGUGAAAAGUACUCUGUUAGGAUACUGGUGGAUCAUUCGACAGUUGAAAGUUUAGCUCAAGGUGGUAGGACAUGUAUCACAUCGCUGGUUUAUCUGACAAGGGCAAUCCAUGGUGCUGCUAGGUUGCUUUUGCUCAGCAACGCCAUUGAGGCUAGUGUCACCUCCUCACUCAAGAUAUGGCAAAUGUAUUCUGAGUUCAUACGCCCUUAUUCUAAUGAAGAACGGUAG
Messenger RNA from Dovyalis caffra, 1176 nucleotides. NCBI's taxonomy places the organism in Eukaryota, Viridiplantae, Streptophyta, Magnoliopsida, Malpighiales, Salicaceae. The record is from the annotation of a GenBank genome assembly.